AUGGUUUUUGGUUUAUCCCGGAAGGAGCAUAAAGUGCCAGAUUUAUCUAGGUACGACUAUUAUUAUCAAAACAACCAAGAUUUUAAUAGAAGCGCAAGAUUAUCAGCUGCAGCUGCUUCAGCUGCAAGUAAUGGUGGUAAUAGAAGAGUUGUCAGUGCGCAGCCAACUCAUCAAUCGCGACAACAAACUAGAUCAAAUUCAUUAAUACAUUCUAAAGAUCCACAACGUAGAGCAUCAAGCGUUAUACCACCAAGAAUGAAUUCAACUAUUAGUUCAAGACCUCGUGUUAAAGUGAAAAAUCCAAAUUAUAAAACUUAUUCUUUAAGAUCAGAAUCAAGUGAAGAUCAAAUUGGACCUUCAAUUAGAUCAAAAUCAGUAGUGAAAGGAACUAAGAUGAAAAAUAGUAAUAAUAAUAAUAAUAAUAAGAUUACUAUGAAUAAAAAAGACACUAGGAGUGGAACUCAAAACUCAAUACAUACUACUAAUACUAAUAUUCAAAAACAGCCACAACAGCCAAAGAAAAAGAAAAUUAUUAAAAAACCGGCUGUUACAACAUCGAGACUCAAUUCAAUUGCUUCUAACAAUAGUACAAAUAGACAAUUGAGAAAAAUGUCUAUGAGUGAUUCUAGGAGUAAUUCUAUUACAACUCAGAUAACUAAAGUUAAAGAUCCUCAGGGGAGAACCACUUCAAUUACUCGUAAAACUAUUAAAAGAAUAGAUGGUUACGAGUAUAUUGAAACAACAACAACUACGACAACAGUAGCUCCCGUUAAUGAAACAGAAUCUAUAGAUUCAAAUCAAAGACAUUUCGAUGAAUUUAAUGAUGAUUACAUUAUGGACAAUGAUUUUGCUCCAAUUCAGGACAUUCAAGAAGAAACUGAAAAUGAGGAUUCUCCACAAAUCGAUGAAGUAAUGUUACAAGAGGAAUCUCUCACGCCGUCAUUGCAUGGAAGUUUAAAUGUAAAUGAUGAUACACCACAUAUUGAAGAACCAUUGGCAGCUAUCGCAGAUUCAACUGAAUUGUCCAAUGUUUCACCUAUUCCGGAAUCACUUGUUGAUGAUCAAGAUUCUUCAUUAAAUCAGCAUGAUGAAGAAGAUGAUGAUGAUGAUACGGACGAUGCUGAUGAAAUUUACAAGUCACAGGACCCAGAAUUAUCAGAAACAGCCACAAGCGAUGAAAAUGUCCCAGGGACAUUCGAAUAUGAUUAUACAAACCCAUAUGUGGAAACUGAGGGAACUGAGGAAACUGAGGAAACUGCUAAUAACGAAGACGAUCAUGAGCUAGUUGAAGAGCAACAUAUAUCUACAGAGAAAAGACCAGCCCAUCCUUAUGCCCAACAAACAUUAAUUCAGCCACUUUCUCGGCCCUAUAUUAAUGAUCCAGAUCAGGUAGUACAAUCACAAAGUAGCAAUACCAUUUUUUCAGAUGCUCUAGAAGAAAUACCAGGUGCAAAUGUUGAUGAUACCAUUCAAUAUGCUAAACAUAAUACCCCUAAAUCACAGAUAAAAUCAAAGAGUCGACCAAAGAACAAUAGAAUAUCAGUAAAUAAGUCAAAUAAGCAGACUAAACGAACUCAGAGAGAAACACAGAGCAUUGAAAUUCAAAGAAAUGAUGUAAACCAACAUCAGAACGUAGCUAGAAAGAAAACCGUAAAACCGAAGAAACCAUUAACUGAAGCAGAAAUGUAUCAAAAGGCUUUAGAAAUUGCAACAAAGAAGGUAUACAGUGAUCGCCUACCAUCGACGAAUGUAAAGAAACCAUCUAAAAGUAUGAUGGGUCAACGCAUGACGUUAAGAAAUGAAGAGCCAAAUGGGAAUAACAUGAUGUCCCAUAGCCAACAUCAAGCUGCACCAAAUGUGUCUCCAAAAAAACACAAGAGAUUAUCCUUGUUUUCUUUUGAAAAGCAUCAUGAUGAGCCAGAACAUGGCAAUAAUACGGUUCCGUUACCUACUAAUAGUGCGGCAUUAAUUAAUAAGGAAACUCACCCAAUUCCACUAAAGGAAGCUGUUCAAGCAAAGGAGCCCUCUGAAAUAAAGAGCUCUAUGAGUGAUGCAGAUAUGUAUGCCAAAGCUCUAGAGGUGGCACAAAGGAAAUAUCGUGAUGCCCAUUACAUACAAAAUUCUGGUAUCCCAGUUAAUACGAGUAAUAUGAGUGCUAAUAGUGGAUUUAGCAGCGGUAUAAGAAGCAAUAGUAUUGGUAACAAUAUACCUAAUGACGCUGCGGGUAGGUUAAGCCUUAAUGAUCAACUUUCUAAAACUACUACUGGAAGUGCACGCCGUCAAGAUGUAACUUCGAAUGUAUCAUUCUUACGUAAUGAACCCGUUUCUAAUACUGAGUCUGGCGGUGGUAUGAGACUGUCAAUAGAUUCCAAAAAGAAAAUGAACGACAGUUCUUAUGAGGCUAGGAAUGGUGAUGAAGCGGUGGCCGUGGUGAACCAUAAUGUAUCUAUACCAGAAAACUAUAUACCAGUCACUGCUUCCUCAGCUAUUGUUCGUCCUGCUAUCGUCACAACCGUCCCAGAACCAAAUAGAUAUAUCACCACUGAUAUAGAUCAUAACAUAACCACCGUAUCAAAUAAUACUGAUAACAUAUCUACUGAUUUUGCCAAGGGCCACCCAAUGCAGAAGUCACAAACCAACGAUUCGGCAAAGCACAGAUCCAAAUUUAAACAUUUCGUAGAUAAAGUGGUACAAUUUUCAACUGAGAACAGUGGUUACCAACUGUCGAAGGAUGAACAGUAUCGACUACAAGGUCAAAAAGGGUCUAAUGGUGAAGAUGUUGGGGAGGGACGUAAUUUCUUAAAUGUUACUCCCCCUCAACAUCAACUUUCAGCUGUUCCAAUUGUUCAACCCCCUGUAACCUAUGUGGAGCCUACCUCUGUAUCUAGAAUUCCAAUAACUACAGUUGGAAGUGAAUCUUCAUUCCAGAGGAAGAACAUUACGAAUAAUAGUAAUAUGGACAAUGGUAAUACUAGUGCAACAUUGAAUACCGUGUCUUCUAGUAUAUUUAGUAAGGAUAAGGGCCCUGUAGAUGUGUCCCCUCCUCAAACGUCUUCUAACUAUAUUCCAAAUGAGAUUUCCACUCACGAGCCUCUAAAGAAAGGCAGUUCACUACCUAGGACACUUGAUCAGGGACAUGCCAAGACCUUUCAACAGGCUAAUAAUAAUAGCGUUGGUAUGGAUAGAAUUAUAACGCCAGUUACCGUUGUGGCAAAUAAUGUGGCAACAGUAGAGACACACACAAAGAGUGUGCCAGUACCCACCAGUCCACCCAAGAAGAAGGGCUUUUUCAAGAAGUUAUUUAAGCGCUAA
Maudiozyma saulgeensis is the source of this 3312-nucleotide messenger RNA. The record is from the annotation of a GenBank genome assembly. Lineage: Eukaryota; Fungi; Ascomycota; Saccharomycetes; Saccharomycetales; Saccharomycetaceae.